Drosophila hydei is the source of this 1685-nucleotide messenger RNA. RefSeq names its product protein Notchless (gene Nle). The record is from RefSeq and is a predicted model, not a curated record. Gene Ontology annotation, cellular component: nucleolus. Lineage: Eukaryota; Metazoa; Arthropoda; Insecta; Diptera; Drosophilidae. The coding region runs from base 153 to 1619 and encodes 488 amino acids. Gene Ontology annotation, biological process: Notch signaling pathway; ribosomal large subunit assembly. Gene Ontology annotation, molecular function: protein binding. The transcript is spliced from 4 exons.
UUCUUGACUUAGUUGCUUUACAAGUAUUUUAUAACGAAACCCGUACUCACUGUUAACAAGAUGUUAAACUUCUGUUAAGUUGCAGUCAAACAACGCACGUGUUUUGAUUUUGUUGUUUUGGUUCGUGCUGUUUCGACAUUCCGCAUCGCAAAAUGUUGGCCAAAAAGCAGAAAAUCGAAAAUCAAAGCGAACAAAUGCUAUCAACGCCGCACACACUCCAAGCCCGCCUGAUAUCGGACACAGGCGAGGAAGCAGGUCCACCCAUAGAUCUACCGUCGGGCAUCACAACGCAGCAACUGGGGCUCAUCUGCAAUGCAUUGCUUAAGAAUGAAGAGGCGACGCCUUAUCUAUUCUUUGUCGGCGAGGAUGAGAUCAAAAAGUCUUUGGAGGAGACACUAGACUUAAGCACAGUGGACACGGAGAAUGUGAUUGAUAUUGUAUAUCAGCCGCAGGCAGUUUUUAAGGUUCGGCCAGUGACGCGUUGCACCAGUUCCAUGCCAGGACAUGCAGAGGCGAUAGUAUCGCUGCACUUCAGUCCUAAUGGUGCCCAUUUGGCCAGCGGCAGUGGCGAUACUACAGUACGCCUCUGGGAUCUCAAUACAGAGACGCCGCACUACACCUGCAGCGGCCACAAACAGUGGGUGCUGUGCGUCGCCUGGGCACCGGACGGAAAGCGUCUAGCGAGCGCCUGUAAGGCUGGCAAUAUUAUUAUUUGGGAUCCAGAGACGGGCCAGCAAGUUGGCCGCACACUGAGCGGACACAGGAAACACAUCAACUGCCUCAGUUGGGAGCCCUAUCACCAGAAUCCAGAAUGCCGCAAGCUUGCUUCGGCGAGCAGUGAUGGCGACUGCCGUAUCUGGGACACGAAGCUGGGUCAGUGUCUACUCAAUAUUGCAGGGCACACGAACGCGGUUACAGCCGUCCGCUGGGGUGGCGCUGGCUUAAUCUACACCUCGUCCAAGGAUCGCACUAUCAAAAUGUGGCGUGCCGAUGAUGGAGUACUCUGCCGCACCUUCACCGGCCAUGCACACUGGGUGAACAACAUUGCGCUAAGUACGGAUUACGUACUCCGCACUGGACCCUUCCAACCGGUCAAGGACCGCCAAAUGGCGCAGAUCAAGGGAGAAACUGAAGAACUACGUGCAGCUGCUUUAAAGCGCUUUCAGGCCGUUUGCCCGGAUGAGGUGGAGUCCCUGGUCUCCUGCUCGGACGACAACACCUUGUACUUGUGGCGCAACAAUCAGAACAAGUGCGUGGAACGCAUGACUGGCCAUCAGAAUGUGGUGAACGAUGUCAAAUAUUCGCCGGAUGUGAAACUCAUCGCCUCUGCAUCCUUCGACAAGUCCGUACGUCUAUGGCGCGCUCACGAUGGUCAGUUUAUAGCCACAUUCCGCGGCCAUGUACAGGCUGUGUAUACGCUGGCCUGGUCAGCGGAUUCGCGUCUGAUUGUUUCUGGCAGCAAAGACUCCACGCUGAAAGUCUGGAGCGUGCAGAGCAAGAAGCUGGCGCAGGAGUUGCCCGGCCAUGCGGACGAAGUUUUUGGCGUAGACUGGGCGCCCGAUGGCUCACGCGUUGCCUCCGGCGGCAAAGACAAGGUUAUCAAGUUAUGGGCCCAUUGACAUGCUAACAUAUAUAGCAUCGAUAUAUACUUAUACAUGUAUUUAAACAAUAAAGUUAGAACCCUG